Lycium barbarum (goji berry) is the source of this 1470-nucleotide messenger RNA. RefSeq lists its product as uncharacterized. Lineage: Eukaryota; Viridiplantae; Streptophyta; Magnoliopsida; Solanales; Solanaceae. The record is from RefSeq and is a predicted model, not a curated record. The transcript has 5 exons. Bases 1 to 1470 code for a protein of 489 amino acids.
AUGGAGGGAAUUGAAUUCCAUCAUGAUGGUGAAAGUAGUUCCAGUUCAAUAAACAGGGGUCGAGAAAUUCAAUCUUCAUACAUGGGAAAUAUUAUUGAACAUAUUGAUAUGGCUUCAAGUGAACAUAUUGAGUUGUUGGAUAGUUGUGAAACGGAAAUAAUAAGCGACCCUCGACAUGAAUUUGUUGUGGAAAAACAGAUUUACAAGGAUAAAGAAACACUCAAUGCAGUUAUGAGGCAAUAUGCCUUUAUGAAGCAGUUUCAAUUUCGGGUGAAAAGGUCUGGUACAAAAAGCUAUCAUCUCGUAUGCCCUGGUGACAAUUGUUCAUGGUGUUUAAAGGACUCAAGUCUAAAUGAGUCAAGGCUUUUCAAGAUUAGGAAUUUCUGUGAUGUGCACACAUGCUUGUUAAAGGAUAGAAUUUAUGAACAACGUCAAGCAACUUCCAAUGUCGUCAGCAUUAUUAUAAUGGAUAAGUAUGAAGAUCCAAAAACAAUAUACACACCCAAGGAUAUAUCUAGGGACAUGAGGAAACAACAUGGUGUAACAUUGACCUAUAUGCAAGCUUAUAGAGCGAAGCAAAAGGCAAUGAUUAUGUUACGAGGGGAUCCCACCGACUCGUAUAGUAAAAUUCCAGCCUACUUAUACAUUUUACAGAAGACAUAUCCGGGAUCGGUUGUAAGAUUGGAAAAAACAGAGGAAGACCGUUUCUUGUAUACCUUUGUAGCACUGGAAGCUUGUAUUAGAGGAUGGGAGUAUUGCAGACCUAUAGUGGUGGUUGAUGGAACCCAUCUUAAAUCAACUUACAAGGGGACUAUGCUAAUUGCUUGUACAUUGGAUCUAGGUGGUUUUAUACUGCCGCUUGCAUAUGGUAUAGUUGAUUCCGAAAAUGAUUCAUCUUGGACAUGGUUCUUUGAGCGGUUCAGGGAUGCUUUUGGUGAGAGGGAGAACAUGUGCUUUGUGUCGGACAGAAACAAAGAGCAGAUGAGGAAAUUAUACUAUGCAAUGGCUAAGGCAUACACCUUCCAAGAGUUUAACGAAUGCAUGGGAAGGGUGACCAAAAUAGAUAGGAAGCUGAGGAGAUACUUGUUUGAGAUUGGUUAUCAUAAAUGGACACGGAUACAUGCAACAGUAAAAAGAACAUGGACACAGACUUCAAACAUAGCUGAAUCUAUAAACAAUGCUACAGUGAAUGCAAGGGAAUUGCCGGUGGCAAAAUUAUUGGAUUUCACGAGGGAAUUGGUUGAAAGAUGGAAUGCGACGCACAAUGAAGAAGCAAAGAAUACAUUCACAGAUCUUACUAAAAAGUAUCAAGAAAUUAUCAACAAGAAUGGGGUACGAGCUUCCACUGAAUUUCUACAUACAGUGAUUGAUGGUGUUAGGAGGUUCACAGUGUGUCUUCGAGCUAGGACGUGUACUUGUGGAAGAUUUCAACUGGAUGAGAUACCUUGCGGGCUGCUAUGGUUGCUAUAG